This is a messenger RNA of Protomyces lactucae-debilis, 908 nucleotides long. RefSeq lists its product as uncharacterized. Lineage: Eukaryota; Fungi; Ascomycota; Taphrinomycetes; Taphrinales; Protomycetaceae. Gene Ontology annotation, biological process: regulation of transcription by RNA polymerase II. The coding region runs from base 154 to 747 and encodes 197 amino acids. The record is from RefSeq and is a predicted model, not a curated record. Gene Ontology annotation, cellular component: Rpd3S complex. The transcript is spliced from 4 exons.
GUCUCUACUGGGGAAGCUGGUGAAUACGUGGAGGCCAAGGAUCAGAAAGCACCGCGCAAAGAUCGUCACGGUUUUGCUGAAGAGGUCGACCCAUUACGACUUCGGGAUAGACAAAGUCAACCAAUUCUAUGCUACCGGUGCGGAGAAUCCGCUAUGGCAUCGACCGGCAUGGCUUCUUGUGAUCAUUGUUCUUCGCACUGGCAUUUUGAUUGCCUCGAUCCACCGCUCAGUGGACCGCCGCUAUCGACCAAGAAGUGGAUGUGUCCACUGCAUGCCCACGAGCUGACGCCAACCUCGCGGAUCCCAAAGAACCCUCACAUCGUCGACGUCAGUCUGCGUCGCGGCUUCGCAAAUAACGGCGAUGUGGAUGUUGAGUUGGAGAGUGACGUCCAGGAGUCCACGGCAUCUGAGUCGGACAGCGACAUUGGCGAUGGCUCUCAGAUAAUGGCCAAGGCCGUUCACAUGCCCAGAGUCAAGUACCGACUUCCAGAAUCAGGCGUGGCUCUGGACUUCCUCGACACUUGCCGACGCAGCAAAGAGGUGGAAGGUCACAAAAUUCUCGAUGUCCUUACCGCUCGGCAAAACGGCGUCGUUCGACAAAGUUUGUUGCACGCCUUGAUCGAUGUCGUCUUGAACGAGCACGAGCAGGUAGUAGGAGAAGAGCAAGAGCGUUCUCAGCUGCUUGCUCUCAAGACUCUCAUGGCUGUCAAGGGCAAAGACCAACUCGUCAAGUUUUUGGCGGAGUAGAUGUGAUCAUGUGUGGCCAAUGACCAAGAGACAAUCACAACAAUGCACCUCGAGGUUUAGGGCUUUUGAACUAUCAUAGGAAGGUAUGUUGCUUAAGGACAUUACGCUCUUGCAAAACAGUGUAGGUCUUCUGGAAUGUAAAAUUAAAAUCAAUGACCGUG